AUGUCGGCGGAAGUGGCUGGUCAGCCUGAAGGGGUCACCCUGCUUCAGGCGAUUGAAGCGGGUGACGUGGAAGCGGCCCUUUGGCGCUCCGUCAUGUCCUUCCUCUAUGAUACCGAAGAAGCGGAAGAUGAUGACGAUGAGGAGGAAGAAGAGGAAGAGGAGGAGGUUGAUCCUCUCCAGGAUCCCCUCGGCGAGGAAGCCGGAGAGGGUCCAGAGCUGAUCCCCGACACGGGAGAUGGCUCUGCAGCUCCGAGCGGCCCGCGGACCGCUGGAGCAGUCGCGGGCGGCGCGCUCUCGGCCAUGGCCACUGGGAUGGUCGCGGCCAUUACUGGCGAGGCCCUUGACACUGCAGUAGAAAUCGCGGAGCGUGAGGACGCGGAGGUCCGCGGGUCUCCGGACCGCGACCCUGAGUCGCCUGACGUGGGCGUGGAAGUGAACGGCGUCCUGGCGGCGCGAGAGCGCGCUGGGGGCGUGGUCGAAGUUCCUUCCUCAGCCGUCCAGAUGUGGGCGGCCGGCUUCUUACAGGCGCCCAGGGACGAGGCUGUCCAGACUUUGUUUGGCAGCCUCCGAGGGAGGCUCUGGUCGGGUGGGGCUCAUUGCUCCCUCAGCCGAGGCUCUUCCUCUGUUCAACGUCUUUAUAUCACCUGCUGGGUGGUCCGUGAGGGCGCCGUGGUCUUAGGCCACAAUAGCGCGCCUGUUGACACUGUCAAGGGCAGCGUUAAACUGACGUGGUCAGUGGAGCCCAACUGGCACGGUCACCGGCACCUCGUGAACGAGGUGUGCGAACGGGUGUGGGCGUCGAGCGGCCAGGAGUUGGCACUCGACCCGAGGUUCGAGCGCCUCCUCUGCAUGGUCGGGAAACCCCGCCGUGUGGAAGGGUGGUUCGACAGUGAAGGUGAGGCGUGUAUCGCUCACCGCAAGUCCCUGCGUAAGCAGGGCAUCUUGGCGACGUUCACCUGUUUGGAGGAAGGUCACUGGAGCCCAGCUCCCCUUCCGCGUAAAAUACAGGUUGACGAGUCCAAGAAGGCCAGGGCUGUCUGCUUUGUGGGUGACCUCUACAAGGAGCCCUGUGCCGUCCUGGAGUUGCUCACUCAGGACCUGGUCCUUACGAAAUGGGACCAUCAGACCCCUAAGGUGAAGGUGAAGAUCGACCCUAAGUCCUUCGCCUUCCCUAUGGAGGUCAACGCGGAGCGGACGGCUAUCGUCGCUCCCGUGGGCAGCCCCACCUUUGCCGGGCUCGACCUUGCGGAGGCUUGCUCGCAGGUCUUGGUCGCCUCGCCUUCCGUGAGCCCCGCCUCAUCGGAGCUUGCGGCGGUGCGCGCGUGGGCUUCGCGCCACUUCGAGGGUGGGUGCCUCGACUUGCUUGAGGUUUCCUGGGGCGCAGCGGUCGUUUCCGACGCAGCCCGCUCCCUCGGUUACCGUGUUGGCCCGGUGGUUCUCCACGGGCAGCCUUCUUACGGUGUGAAGUGGGACUUGAGCAGCCCUACGCACGUCGCGGCCGUGAUUGGCGCGAUCGAUCACCUGAGGCCUCGGCUUUUGGUGUUCUCGCUCUUGGGCAGGUCCUUGCCCCAGCCUCUGCUUCAGGCGGUGGUGACCCGCGCCUUAGGGCGCGCUGAGUACCUCGCUGCUUGCUUUGCGGCAGAGGACGGGGAAUACACACCAUGGGGCCUGGCAGAGUGGAGAAGCUGUUUUGGGACCUUGUCCGAUCCGGUUUGGCCUUGGGGCUUUGUCCGGUCGGACACCUGCCAGUUCCUUCGUCCUUUGGGCAACGGAAUCCCGGUCGUUGAGAGGUUCUUCUUCUUCUUCGGUUGCUGUUAG
Molecule: messenger RNA, 1818 nt
Organism: Symbiodinium sp. CCMP2592
Lineage: Eukaryota; Dinophyceae; Suessiales; Symbiodiniaceae
Source: the annotation of a GenBank genome assembly